AUGGCGGUGGCGGAAGAGCGACGCGACGGUAGCGUCGACGGUCGGCACGGCGACGCGUCCCUGCAGCCGGCGACGACGCCGGAGAGCGGGGACUACCGCAGCCCUACCGCGCAUGCAGCGGCGACCCAUCGCGGAUGGAAUGAGUUGGCGCGCGAGAAGGCAGAGCGGGAGGAGAAGCCGGCGGCGCAGCGGGCCAGCGCUGAGCGCGGCGCGUGGGCGAUCGUGCAGCACGUUCACGCCGAUAAGGCACGCUCGCCGUCACGCGGCGUGAGCGUGCCGACAGCGCUUCACGCCGCCGCGCGUGAUCGUGCCCGCCGCUGCGAACACGCGCGUCUCCGCGCGCGCCAGCAGACGACGACGGGCACGCCCACCGCCGCUCGCGCCAAACCGGAAACGGUCCGCAGCCGACGUGCGUCGCCGAAGAUCGCGUCGACUGCGCGCGGUAUGCGUGUGCGAGGAGUCGGCGGGACGGCAGCGCCGCCACCGGCGAACCCCCACGAAGAGCGUCGCGCCGAGACCGGCACGCCCGCCGGGAAGCGAGAAGCGAUUUCCGCGCGUCCGCAUCGCUGCAAGAUGGCGGGGAGCGCCGCUGGACUUCGCGCGAAGCGACGUCAAGCGGGCGCGAUCGUGGCGUCCUCGCGAGGAACCGAAUCGCUGGCGAAGACGGCCGAAGUGUCCGUCGCCCCUGACGACGCGCCGGCGCACGAGUGCAUCUACAAGCAAAUGCUGCGAGAGAGCAAAUACAGCAGCGGCGCUGGCAGUCACUCGAAGAUCGCAAACGACGUCGACCCGAAGGCGCCCUCUAGCGGCAGUCGCUCGCGCAAGCGCCGGUCGCGGCAGUGCACAAAGCCCAAGCUACCCGAACCCGCUCCAGAAAUCUCUGCGACUGCAGAACGCGCGACACCGCACGGGGUGGCGUCGUCUUCGGCGGCUGCACCCGAGCCGACGCCGAUGAAAAACGAGCCGACGCCGAGGAAAAACGAGCCGACGCCGAGGAAACACGAGCCGUCGCCGAGGAAGCUCGAGCCGUCGCCGAGGAAACCCGAGCCGACAACGCUUCGGUCACCCCGCCGACGAGACGCGGGAAACAAACCUACACACACGACGACGGCAGUGGGAAGUUUGCUUGUCGACGCCGUAUCGCUGCCAUUAACAGCAGAGCGAGUACGACUCGACCUACUCUGCAACGCAGAGAUGGGCUCGAGGCCAUGCAGAGGUAAACGCGUCAACGCAAUUGAGAAGCCAGCGAAGAAGAAAACCAGAGGGACUCCAAACAAGCACUUAUCGAGAAAGGAACCGUUCGCAUCCAUGCCAGAUGCGUCCUGA
This is a messenger RNA of Priapulus caudatus, 1326 nucleotides long. Its product is annotated as serine/arginine repetitive matrix protein 1-like. The record is from RefSeq and is a predicted model, not a curated record. Bases 1 to 1326 code for a protein of 441 amino acids. The transcript is spliced from 2 exons. NCBI's taxonomy places the organism in Eukaryota, Metazoa, Priapulida, Priapulimorpha, Priapulimorphida, Priapulidae.